CGGUCUCUUCUUUAGGCAGGCCUUUGGCGAUCUGUCUAUUAAUCUGUGACAAACAUACAUGUGGCACGUGGUUGAAAUUUAACUUGAUACUUGCAUAUUUGUGUUUUUGGAAAACAUGCCUAGAAAUUUGCCUAACAUUUUAGUAACAGGCACACCUGGUGUUGGCAAGAGUGAAAUGGCACAUAUGUUAUCGGAGAAAACUGGACUAACAUGGCUCGAUGUUAGUCAACUAGCUAUAGAGAAUAAAUGUGUAGAUGAAUAUGAUGAAGUAUAUCAAUGCAGGACGUUAGAUGAAGAUAAGUUACUGGAUGGAAUGGAAAGUGCUAUGAAUGGAGGAGGAAUAAUUGUAGAUUAUCACAGUGCUGAACUUUUUCCUGAGAGAUGGUUUGACAUUGUAUUUGUACUCAGAACAGACAAUACUAUCUUGUACGAUCGUCUCGAGAAAAGGGGAUACUCUGGAAAAAAAUUGCAGGAUAACAUAGAAUGCGAAAUUUUUCAAACUAUUCUUGAAGAAGCAAGGUCAGCCUACAGCAAAGAAAUAGUACAUGAACUGUUUAAUGAUACUUUUGAGCAGAUGACAAAUAAUGUAGAUAGAAUAUGUCAAUUGCUGGAGCAAUGGAAAAUAAACAAUCAGCAAACUUGAAAAUAUGUA
This is a messenger RNA of Nylanderia fulva, 652 nucleotides long. RefSeq names its product adenylate kinase isoenzyme 6 (gene Ak6). Gene Ontology annotation, cellular component: nucleus; cytoplasm. The record is from RefSeq and is a predicted model, not a curated record. NCBI's taxonomy places the organism in Eukaryota, Metazoa, Arthropoda, Insecta, Hymenoptera, Formicidae. Gene Ontology annotation, molecular function: ATP hydrolysis activity; AMP kinase activity; ATP binding.